CUGCCCACCUGAAGAUGGCUUGUGCCUACUCUGGGAUGCAGCCCAGUGCCUGAGGUCCUUACCAUGGUGAUGAUCCUGAGGAGAAGCCUUGCCAACCAGGGAACUGACUCCAUAGCAUGCAGGACCUUCAGCCCUGAACUGCACACGCCAAAGAAGAUGAGUCAAGGACCUACCCUUUUCUCUUGUGGAAUUAUGGAAAAUGACAGAUGGCGAGACCUGGACAGGAAGUGCCCUCUUCAGGUUGACCAGCCGAGCGCCAGCAUCUGGGAAUGCCUGCCUGAAAAGUGUCAGGACGGCACACUGUGGCAUCAGGAGGCUGUGACUGCCUGUGCAGUGACCAGCCUGAUCAAAGACCUCAGCAUCAGUGACCACAACGGGAGCCCCUCAGCACCUCCCAGCAAGCGCCAAUGCCGGUCACUGUCCUUUUCUGAUGAGAUGUCCAGCUGCCGGACGUCAUGGCGGCCCUUGGGGUCCAAAGUCUGGACACCUGUGGAGAAGAGACGGUGCUACAGCGGGGGCAGCGUCCAGCGCUACUCCAACGGCAUCAGCACCAUGCAGAGGAGCUCCAGCUUUAGCCUCCCUGCCCGGGCCAAUGGGCUUUCCUCACCCUGCCACCAGGCGGUAUUGCACCACCGCUUUGGGGGACAACCCUGCCAAGUGGCACCAGGCUUGGCCUCCUGUGGACAGGCAGGUGACACCUGGACCCCCGACCUGCACCCCACAGGAGGGGGCCGGCUAGACCUGCAGCGGUCCCUCUCCUGCUCACAUGAGCAGUUUUCCUUCGCGGAAUACUGUCCACCCUCAGCCAACAGCACACCUGCCUCAACACCAGAGCUGGCGAGACGCUCCAGUGGGCUCGCCCGCAGCCGCUCCCAGCCAUGUGUCCUUAAUGACAAGAAGGUUGGUGUAAAACGGCGGCGCCCUGAAGAAGUGCAGGAGCAGAGGCCUUCCCUAGACCUUGCCAAGAUGGCACAGAACUGUCAGACCUUCAGCAGCCUCAGCUGCCUGAGUACGGGGAUGGAGGACUGCAGCCCCCAGAGCCCCUUCGCCCUCCAUGUCAGCAGCACCCGGUCCUGGACCGCCCUGCUCUCCGCCUCAGCCUCCAGCCCAGGGGGCAGGACCCCUGCUGGGACCCCGGUCCCUGAGCCUCCUCCCCACUCCUUCGACGAUCACCUAACCUGCCAGGAGGACCUGUCUUGCGAGGAGUCAGAUGGCUGUGCCCUGGAUGAAGAUUGCAACAGAAAGGGGGAGUUGGCCACAGCCUGGAGGGACCGCGGAGCUGCCAGGAACAGCCUCUGCUCCCUGGAUGGCGAGUUGGACAUCGAGCAGAUAGAGAAGAACUGAGGGCGCCCUGGGCCCUGGUCCAGGAUGGGGGUGCUUUAGAAUCAAUGGGCCCUCCUCUGGGUGCUCGGUGGACACUCUUAGGGGGAGCCCAGCUCCUGGGCCUGACAAAAGCUUCCUGAGAGGUGUUGGGUCCCAGGGAGAUUGCCCACCGCCUCCCCACGUUCUGUGAAGGUGACCUGGCCCUGCCUCUAGUGGGACGUGUCAGUCUCCCCAGCUGUCGAGCACGUCAGCCACCAGGUCCACGGGACUGCUGUAGCCCCACGGAGCAGCUUUUUGGUUUGGUCUUUUCUGCCUUGUUUCUUGGGGGGUGUUGGACAGGGCUGGGCCCGUGCUGCAUCCCUUGGGUGGGGACGCUGGGAGCCAGGCGUGGGCUGGGGCCAGGAUCCCUUGGGCCAUGUCCUGGUCCUUCUUGGCCUCACUCAGGUCCACUCUGGGAGUUGGCCCACAGCUUCUUUCACUCAGUUUAUUCCGUGCCUUCUCUCCCAGGUCUCCCCGCCCCAGGUCCGGGAAGGUUCGGGAGACACCCCCUCCUGUAGAAACACCAGAGCCGCUUGGCCUUAAUCCCACAUGUGGGGGCUGGUAUGGCCCCCGAGCAGGGAAGCCAUGUUCAUGCCCAAGGCCAGGGAACAACUCUGGGUGCUUGUUAGAGGCCAUCCACGUUGGAUGGGGAUGGUGGAUCUGUGGGCCAGAAGACACACCCACUCACCCCACCUGCGGCCUGGAGAGCCUCCCCGCACUCCACUGCCGCAGGGGCUGCCGUGGCACGGCUGGCAGUGGCAGGCUUCCCCGUGGCUCCCAUUCCCUCGUUCAGGUGAGGGCAGUGGUACACGACACAAGCAUGGCCUCUUAGAAGUGUCCUCAGGAGUCAGGAGCUACGAGCUGGCCAUUCCGUGGGGCCUGGGAUGGGGGGUCUGUGAACCCCUGCAGUGUUUCUAGCACAUUCUCACGUGUUCAUGGGCACUCUGGCUUUAAUCCAUGUGCACUGCCCGCCUCAAGACAUCUGUCCACUGUGGGAGCCCAGGCUGGGUGCCGCCCCUCCAAGGCAGGCCCAGCCAUGGCCCAGCUUGCUUCGCUUGCUUUGUGGCUCCUCACUCCCGGCACCUCUCCCCAAGGAUUUGCACUCAGGCAGCUCCCUAGCCCGCCUUGCAGACCCCACAGGCUCUGCACUCUGGGAAUCUGGCUUUUAGCAAACUUGGCAUCUUUCGCAGACAAGAGCAAGUGGGCUGGCUUGUGAGCAAGUGGCUCAUUUUCCCAUAAGGCUAAAAAUAGCUGACAUGUUCUCGCGAGUUCACCGACACGAUCCCGGGCACUUUUGUAGUCACUUUGCCUUUGCUCAUCUUCGUGGAUGAGCGAAUGCCUCACUUCUGCAGGUCGAGUCCUAUGGUUCUCACCUUUCUCCUAAAGAAAGACCCUGUUUGGGAAACUUUGUUUAAACCUUCACUUUUUACUUACAUCCAAAGGGUGGUGGCUCAAAUUCUGUUGUAUAGUUGGCAUCAAAUCAGCCACAGGAUGCUUGCAGGAAGCCCCUACCCCAGUGGCCCUCAGAACCCUGUGGCAGUCUCAGGCUGGCCAGCGCAAUGGUGGCACUGGGUGGGGCAGUGUGUGUGUGUGUGGGGGAGGGGUUCACUGUCACUCCUACCGGAGGCGCUGGAAAGCCAAACCAGAGAGUCGUGGCUCAGUGGACAAGGGCAUCGUGCCUGAUCCCUAUAUGGCCAACCUUGAGGCCCUGUCUUCUCAGAGCAGCCCUAGAGGUGGUGGGUAGUUGUCAAGAGACCAAGGAGAGCACAUGCCAGAGCCUCCUGUCCCCAGAAAGUCCAGGAUGGGAAGUUCUAGUAUCUGGAGUAGCCAUACCAACGGUGGCCACCAUGGAACACGCCCUUCCUGUGGAAGGCAGAGGCAGGGUUCCCACUCCUUUCCCCCCCAAAGGGCCAGGCAACGUUAAGUCAGGGAGUGGCUCCCAGGUGCCUUUCCUUAGGGCCAGGACAGGAGGCACCUGGUGGCAAGUGUGUGUCAUAAGGCUGUAGGGGGGUGGCCUGUCCUCACAUCCUACCUACUCCUACCCUAGGCCUGAUGGCAGAAAGGCAAGCAGUGGCGUUUGCUGAGUCACAGCCUCAUCCUUCCCACCUCCCCCCAAGCCACUUCCAGGGCACUGCCAGGCAGAAAUGACCCUAUCCCAGGAUAGGGUUUGGCCCUUUCCAGUCUCCUCAUCCCUCUUGACUGUUCUGUCCUACCAAAGCCCCUGGCCUAAGCUCAUGAUAGCAGCAGUUAGCUGCAGUUAGGGGAGGAGAUGGCAGGUGUCCUUGCUUGAAGGAAGGCCUUCAGUUGGAUUGUGGUUGCCUAUGAUUGGGCAGAGCAGGCUCCACCUAGAAGGUGCCCCCCCUGUUUUCUUAGCAGCUACAUAGCCCAAAGGCCUUUCCUGUGCCCUACUCCACUGGCCCCAGACUCUCUAUCUUGGAGCUUUUGGGAGGGAGGUUUACCUGGGAGGCUCCAUCUGGCCCCCCUGUGGUUGUCCCCAAGGGUAGUGGGUGUCCCUCCCACCAGCAUGGUGGCCCCGGCCAGCAGCAGCAGAAGCAGGAGCCUUACCUUCAUCAGGCCUGCGUGUGAUUCCUGCCUCCACACAGAGGCAGAAGAAGUGCAGGACCUGGAAGGUGGGCUGUGCCCGGCUGCCUGCCUGCUCAGAAGGCCCCAAAGGAUGAGAGCAGGGCUGGGCUCCAGCAAGGCUGGUGGGAAGAGGGGCUUCCUGUCACGUGGCACACCCCACUCACUGCAAAAGCCACUGGACUGACAGGAGCUGCCGUCUGCCUGGGCACCAGGCCUGGGUUCAGGGCUGCAGCCUCACUGUUUACAUGACCGCACACCCUCUUGCCUUAUUCGCAGGUGGUGGGCCGCAGCCUGGCCCAGAGUCCAUGGGCAGAUGCCUGCAGGUCCCCAGGGAGCUUGUCCUGACCAUACAUACGGAUUUUCAUCCUCAGAAAGCCUUACUUUUCAACAAAAUUUUUGUAGCAGCAAAGUUUUGUGAAUUUGUAUGCUGAAAGAAAAUUUCAAUAAAGGAAAAGUCACAUUAAAAAGAAAACAAACCCCAGUUUCCAGUAGGGUCUCCUAAUGCAGAGGGGGGUGAUUUUCCACACUCGGAUGUGGCUGAGGUGCAUUCAGGGCACUGCCUGUCCCGGCAAGCUUCCAUAGCAGUCCGCACACCCCAGGAUCCUGCGCCCAUUCCCGCCGAAGGUUAAAGGCACAUGUGCUCUGUGGCCAGGGGUGGUCAGCUGAACCACGACCGCCUGUGACAUCACCACCUGGGAUGGUGCCAUCCAGCCAGGUGCCGGGGCUCGGGGAGCCCUGGAGGGCACACACAUGGCCUUGUGCAGGCCAUGGCGUGACACCCCACCUCAGCCAUGCUGCAGUCACAUCCCUUCCAUGGUGCCAGCCAGAGGAAACCAUGCCUCUUUAGAGAUGUUUUUUGAAAAAAAUUACAGACUGAAAUGGAGCUCUUGUAGCCUAGGUAGGAUAGUCUGACCUUCUAGCAUAGUCUUGUUGGCAAAUGAAUUGUGAUGUCAGUACGUGAGGGCGAUGUCCGGGGCUCGGGUGACAGGUGGCAUCUGGUCUGUGCUAGGGUUGUGCUUUUUCCCGACCGGCCCCGCGGUGUUGGUGUUGCAGAGCUUCAGGAAGUGUGGCGACCAGUGGAUUGCUGGGGCAAGGCCACAGUGUGCAGAGGGUGCUGGGUCUGUCCCCCACCGCCACCCACCGCAGCCUGUCCUCCCUGCGCAGGCCAUAACUGUCUUGCACUAGAGCCGCUCUAGUCUCAGGAAUUUGCUUGUUACUUUUACUGUGUAAAUAAAGCUUCCUGGUUCAUACCCAA
Molecule: messenger RNA, 5200 nt
Organism: Marmota monax (woodchuck)
Lineage: Eukaryota; Metazoa; Chordata; Mammalia; Rodentia; Sciuridae
Gene: Fam53b
Product: family with sequence similarity 53 member B
Exons: 4
Coding region: 64-1344 (426 amino acids)
Biological process (GO): positive regulation of canonical Wnt signaling pathway; protein import into nucleus
Cellular component (GO): nucleus
Source: RefSeq, a predicted model, not a curated record